UCGAAAUAAAUGGGUGAAUAAGUGGAAUCAUGUGAAAAUAUAAAUUUAAAAUAUAUAUAAUACAGUUUUGCAUUUACAAGGUGGUGUUUAUUGUAAUAAAAAGGUUAUCGGUAAAUAGAGUUCAGUAAUAUUCAAAAGAUAUACAUUCGAAAAAUGUACAAAUUUGUUGGUAAAUGUACAAUACCAAGUAGUUUACUAAAAUUGCGUCAGUUGUCCGCAACAUUACGACAGAUUGACUUCAAUUCACCCCAGAAACAAGUUAAAGUCGAAUUUCAAAAUCUAAUUUCACGAAGUUUGUAUAACACAAACUGUCUUGAAUCUCCAAGUAAACGUACAAAACUUGAACUGAAAAGGCGUCUGAAAGCCGAACAAAAAGCCAAGGAAAAAGCGGAAAAGGAGGCGCAAAAGGCCGCUGCUGCCGUAGCAAAUGCUGACAACAAUGUUCCUAAAAAGAAGUCAGCGGCAGUGUCAGAAGAAGAAAUUUCACCAAAUGAGUAUUUCAAACUACGUUCGGCUGCUGUUGCCGAAUUAAAAAAAUCCCCAGAAACUGAUCCAUACCCUCAUAAGUUUAACGUUAGCAUUUCAUUGGAAGAUUUCAUCAAAAAAUAUGAAACCCUAAAAGAUGGUGAAAUGCUUCAAGAUGUUUCACUGAGUGUUGCUGGUCGUGUACAUGCGAUACGAGAAUCUGGCGUAAAACUAGUAUUCUAUGAUUUGCGUGGAGAGGGUGUUAAAUUGCAAGUGAUGGCCAAUGCAAAAUUGUAUCACAAUGAAAGUGCUUUUGAACCUGAUACUUCCAAAUUACGACGUGGUGAUAUUAUUGGUAUUAACGGUUAUCCUGGUAAGACUAAAAAGGGCGAGCUCUCUGUAGUGCCAAAAGAGAUAAAACUACUGUCACCAUGUUUGCACAUGUUGCCCCAUUUGCACUACGGCCUCAAAGAUAAAGAGACACGUUAUCGACAAAGAUAUUUGGAUUUGAUCCUGAAUCCAAAAGUACGGGAAAUCUUCCAAAUUCGUGCAAACGUUGUCUCAUUUGUGCGACAAUUUCUAGAUCGCAUGGGUUUCCUUGAAGUAGAAACGCCUAUGAUGAAUAUGAUUGCAGGCGGUGCAACUGCAAAACCCUUCAUAACGCAUCACAAUGAUUUGAAUAUGGAUUUGUAUAUGCGUGUAGCACCCGAAUUGUAUCACAAAAUUUUAGUAGUUGGUGGCAUAGAUCGUGUCUAUGAAAUCGGUCGUCAGUUCAGAAACGAAGGCAUUGAUUUAACGCAUAAUCCUGAAUUCACCACGUGCGAAUUCUAUAUGGCUUAUGCCGAUUUUAAUGAUCUAAUUGAAAUCACUGAGAAAAUGAUAUCAGGAAUGGUAAAAGCCAUACAUGGUACAUUUAAAAUUAAAUAUCAUCCUGAAGGGCCCGAAGGACCCGAAGAGGAAAUCGAUUUUACACCACCAUUUAAGCGUGUUUCGAUGAUAAAGACAUUGGAAGAAAAGCUAAAUGUCAAAUUUCCACCAGCAACAGAAUUUAACAAAAAAUCAACAACUGAAUUCCUCUCUCAACUUUGCGUCAAACAUCAAGUUGAAUGUCCAGCACCACGUACAACAGCACGUCUGCUUGAUAAGUUGGUCGGUGAAUUUAUUGAAGAGACAUGUAUAAAUCCAACCUUUAUCUGUGAGCAUCCGCAAAUAAUGUCGCCAUUAGCUAAAUACCAUCGUAGUGAGCCAGGAUUAACGGAACGUUUUGAGUUGUUCAUCAUGAAGAAAGAAGUGUGUAAUGCGUAUACAGAGUUGAAUGAUCCGGUGGUGCAACGUGAACGAUUUGCACAGCAGGCUAGUGAUAAGGCAGCAGGCGAUGAUGAAGCCCAACUGAUUGACGAAAACUUCUGUACGGCGCUGGAAUAUGGCCUACCACCAACUGGUGGUUGGGGUUUGGGUAUCGAUCGCUUAACAAUGUUCCUCACCGAUACCAACAACAUUAAGGAAGUACUCUUCUUCCCUGCUAUGAAGCCUGAAGAAGCUAACAGAACGCAACCGCCUACAAGUGAAGGUGAAAAAGUUAACGAGAAGCAAUAAAACCGGAUUUCUAAUGGAUUUCUAAUUGAAACACUUGCUAGUUUUUGAUAAAGUUGAUAAAGCAAAUACAAUUCUCAGAAAAAAAUAAAAUAUUUAUUUGCCCCUUAAA
Ceratitis capitata (Mediterranean fruit fly) is the source of this 2170-nucleotide messenger RNA. RefSeq names its product lysine--tRNA ligase (gene LysRS). Gene Ontology annotation, molecular function: ATP binding; lysine-tRNA ligase activity; tRNA binding. NCBI's taxonomy places the organism in Eukaryota, Metazoa, Arthropoda, Insecta, Diptera, Tephritidae. Bases 154 to 2061 code for a protein of 635 amino acids. Gene Ontology annotation, biological process: lysyl-tRNA aminoacylation. The record is from RefSeq and is a predicted model, not a curated record. Gene Ontology annotation, cellular component: cytosol; mitochondrion; cytoplasm. The transcript has 6 exons.